Euleptes europaea (tarantolino) is the source of this 936-nucleotide messenger RNA. Its product is annotated as olfactory receptor 13H1-like. The record is from RefSeq and is a predicted model, not a curated record. Gene Ontology annotation, biological process: G protein-coupled receptor signaling pathway. Gene Ontology annotation, cellular component: membrane. Gene Ontology annotation, molecular function: olfactory receptor activity; G protein-coupled receptor activity. Lineage: Eukaryota; Metazoa; Chordata; Lepidosauria; Squamata; Sphaerodactylidae. The coding region runs from base 1 to 936 and encodes 311 amino acids. The transcript has a single exon.
AUGGAAGACUGGGGUAACACAACCAUAGUGACGGAGUUUGUGCUCGUGGGCCUCUCCAGACAGCCCCAUGUGCGCGCUGCCCUGUUCGUCCUCUUCUUGGCCAUGUAUGCAGUCACCGUCGCUGGGAACGGUAUCAUUGUGGUGCUGAUUGUGGUGGAUCCUCACCUCCACACACCCAUGUAUUUCUUCCUCAGCAACCUCUCCUUCAUUGACGUCUGCUAUAGCACUACCUCUGUCCCUCAGAUGCUGGCGCAUUGCUUCACAGACAGGCCCACUAUUCCCCUGGGCAGGUGUUUUGCACAAAUGAGCAUCGCUCUGUUUUUGGCGGUGGCCGAGUGCCUCUUACUAGCAAUCAUGGCUUACGACCGCUUUGUGGCAAUAUGCAGCCCUCUACGCUACAGUUUAAUCAUGAGCCGGAAGGUGUGCGUCGUUCUGGCAGCCAGCCUGUGGUUCAGCUCUUUCCUCUUGACCAUUGUACCCUUUUUCAGCAUGCAGGCACGCUUGUGCGGGCCCAAUGUGGUGAAUCAUUUUAAGUGUGAGCUCCAGGCAGUGUUGAAAUUGGCCUGCUCUGACACCCAUGCCAGUGGGGUUAGUAUGGUGAUCACAAGUGUCUUCACUCUUUUAUUCCCCUUUGCCUUCAUUCUGGUAACAUAUGGGCGCAUUGGUGUGGCUGUCCUGAGCAUGCGCUCAGCCCAAGGCCGGGGAAAAGCUUUAUCAACCUGUGGCUCGCAUUUGGCUGUGGUGGGCAUUUUCUACGGCACUCUCUUGGCCAUGUACCUCAGGCCUCAAACCAAAAGCUUCACAGAUAGGGAAAAAGUAGUCGCUAUCUUUUACGGGGUUGUCACGCCCAUGGUGAACCCUGUGAUCUACAGCCUGAGAAACAGGGAUGUGAAGGGAGCCUUAUGGAGGGUGAUGGGGAAGAAAGUAGGAGAAUAA